This is a messenger RNA of Menidia menidia (Atlantic silverside), 282 nucleotides long. The record is from the annotation of a GenBank genome assembly. Lineage: Eukaryota; Metazoa; Chordata; Actinopteri; Atheriniformes; Atherinopsidae.
AUGAUUUUCUUCCAUAUCCACAGCUUCUACACCUCUAAAAGUCAGAAUUCUUGUAGUUCCUUCACCCCACGAAUAAAAAUGGCGGGUUGUAAGCUUAAUGCUGAUAAAUAUAAGAGCAACAAAGACCACACCCUCUGCGCGCCAAAGGAUACAGACAACAAUUUACUGAUUCAGGUGGACUAUGACGCCUAUGAUGCUCAGGUGUUUCGACUUCCGGGUCCUUCACGAAUUCAGAGGAGCACCAACUUUAGGUAUCAGACUGCUUCUACAACACUGUACUGA